CGAAAAUAGAAAAAAAAUACACAGAAUUUGUGUUUCCUAUACGUUUCUCUGAAUGCAUUUCAGAUGUUUGUUAUAUUAUUACGAUUUUGUUGAAUGUUGUACACCGAGCUGCGGACGAUCCGGUUGCGAAACCAUUUCCCUACAGGCUAGCCGUUCGGAAGCGAUACCGGAAGCACGGAAAGAUGCUUCCGGCUACGGGACUCUUUCGGACCAUCAAUUGUCCCUUCUACGAGAAAGAUCUCUGUACGAGGCCUUACUGCCACUUCAAGCACGCAAAAACAGUGCCGCCUGUUGUGAAAUACAGCGCUACCCCGAAAAGCUUGCUGAACCAAACGGGUGCGCCGAACCAGUCCGAUGGCGGUGAACCGAUCGCACGAAAGAAACCCAAGCUUGAGUACAUACCCGUGUCCACCGUUGCACCAAAGUAUGUUCCGUCCAGUGUUGCCAAACUGCAGGCCACCAAAACCGACGGGGAAAAGGCUGCAGAAAGCGAAUCUGCCGACACCAGCAAUCAAACUACGGACGUACCGGCGAAGGAUCAUCCGCAGCAAGAGGAUACCUCCAAAGAGGUACCGCCGGAAGAAGCUGGAAGCUUGCCGAGCGAAACUACUGCAGAGAAGAACAGCGAAAAGGAUGAAAAGAAAGCGGAGAACGGUUUGGUUGCGUCUACCGCCGAUGAUAAAAAGGCAUCGGAAGAAACAAAACAUCACAGCACGUCGAAGCACCACUCUUCAUCUGGCGAUUCGGAACGGAAGAAAGAUUCGAGCCACCGGCACAGUUCCAGCUCACGGUCAAAGUCGUCAUCCACAUCUUCAUCAUCACACGACAAAAAGCAUCGAUCAUCUGAAUCAUCCAGUAAAGAGAAGUCUAGCAGCAGCAUCACCACCACCAGUAGCAGCAGUAGUAGUAGCAAAAGCAAGCACCGAGACAAGGAACGGGAAAGCUCGCGAAGUCACUCGUCUAAACACUCCUCCGAUCGACAUCGAAGCUCGUCGGAAAAGGAGCAUCGGUCGCAUAGCAAAAGUAGUUCAUCGAAAAGCAGCAGUAGUAGCAGUAAAAGCAAAAGCCACAGCAGCACCAGUAAUGGUAGCAGUAGCAGCAAGAAAAAGGAACACAAAUCAUCAUCCUCCUCGCGAAGCGGCAGUUCCUCUACGCCGAAAUCUUCCAGCAAGGUGGAUGCGGAUUCGGAGAAAGUAGCUGCACCGGAACCAAAAUCCACCCAACCGCUGGAGGACGAAAUCUACCAGGAGCUGAUAAACAAUCCUCCGAGCGAUAUCGAUAUCGAUAGCGACGAGGACGAUGUGAUGCAGCAGUGUAAGAUGAUCUUCGAAGAGUACGAACCGGACGUACCGAAAGCGGCAGAGAACGAAACCAAAUCGAAUGGGCAAAUCGAUCUGAUAGACAUGUUUGCGGAUAAAUACUAUGACGAUAGCCGGAAGAAGCGCGUUGCGUACGAAAAUGCCUCCACAUCGAAGCCGGCGCCGGAGAAGAAAACGAAUCACGUGCAAAACGCCAUCAAAUCGGUCUACCUGCGGCAGGAGAUUGUUCGCAAGCAACAGGAAGAGCUAGCGGCACGGAAGCGAGCGGAGGAAGAGGUGAAACGGCAAAUCGAGGAGGAAACGCGUAAAGCAAUGACCAAGCCCGCCACCGUUCCGGCACCUGCAGUAAAUGGAUCGCCCGUCUCAUCCAUCGCCACCGGCACAUUCUACAGCAAAUCACCCGAAACACCCAGCCUCAGCACGCCCAAAAGUCGCUUCACACCCGCCGUCAAUGUGCUCGCCUUCCAGAAGGCAAAGGAAAAGAUUGAGCAACUGAAACGGAAUCAAUCCGCAUUCACGCCGGCCCAAACGGCGUCCAAAACGGGGGCACGUGUGGCCCAUACCGGCUCGGUACUAGCGACGAAGGCGGCUGCCACACCAGCCGCUCAAGCACCACCAAUACUGGAACCAUCGUCGAGCAAAAUAUCGUACAACAUACGGAUGCAGUAUUACGGGCUGAUGGUAAAGCACUGUCUCAACAUCUAUCCAACCUGCGAGGACGCGUGGGAGCGGGCGCAAACAGAAGAGCUGGCGGUGAUGAAGAAGUGUAGUACGGCCAUGAUUUACAAGAGCAGCGCCCUGCUCACCAUCAACAAGCUUCGAAAGGAGGCGCUAGAGACGGGAAAUGAGACGGUCGAUAAAAACAAAACCGUCUCUCACGACGUUAUACUGGCCGGAAAGAUGGUGCACAACAUUUCGUGGAGUGUCAAUAAGAAAUUAAAAACGGAAGUUAAAACGUCUGCCUACACAAUCGACAAUGCGCCCGGGACUGUGGCGUACAAAAUGAUACACGAAUGUCGCCUUACCGAAGAGCAGCUCCGCUCGAACGGAUUCCCCCGUGCUACGGACAUUCCCGGCAAGGCAAAGAUCCACACAUCCCGCCCAUCUCGACCACCGAACGAAAGCGAACGGUACUGUUCCCGCUGUUCCAAGGUGUUCCAUCUGGAUACGUACGAUGAACCGCAGGUCGAUGCGUGCAAUUAUCACCCGAAAAGCACCUGCUAUCGGCGUGGCUUUGCGGACAAUCUGCACAACUGCUGCCAGCAGCCGUCCGGUACGCCGGGCUGCAUGUACGCCAACUAUCACGUGUCCAGCUUCAUGGACUAUGACGAUCUGACCGGGUUCGUGAAAACGAUCGAACCGGCGGAAGAUUAUCAACCGUCGAAGAAGGACGUGUUUGCGCUCGAUUGCGAGAUGUGCUACACUACGGGCGGGCUCGAGCUGACGCGCGUUACCGUGGUCGAUAUUAACGAGAAGACUGUUUACGAUACGCUAGUGAAGCCGCUGAAUCGAGUCGUUGACUACAAUACAAGGUUUUCCGGCAUCACGGAGGAUAUGUUGCGAAAGACCACCACAACGCUCCACAACGUACAGGCCGUACUGCUUUCGAUGUUCAACUCGGAAACCAUCCUCAUCGGGCACAGUCUUGAGAGUGACUUUAAAGCACUGAAGCUAAUCCACGACGUGGUGGUCGAUACGUCCGUGCUGUACCCGCACAAAAUGGGUCCACCGAAGAAGCGUGCGCUCAAGACGCUGUGCAUAGAGAAUUUAAAGAAAAUUAUUCAAGAAAACGAUGCUGGGCAUGACAGUGCGGAAGACUCGGUUGUCUGCAUACAGCUCAUCAAGCACUACCUACGCAAUCGCAUUCUGUGAUUCCAAAUUAACAUCGCCAGCCAACAACCACAGAAGCGCAACGGUGUGACGGCACCGGGACCACCGGCGGACCGGCUGCUCCUCGCACUGUUCCUGAUCGAACCAUCGAUAUUUAUUUGGAUCGAUUUUAUGUUUCGAUAAUGUACAACGCUUAGUUCAUGAAGCGCAGCUGAACUAUCAAUAAAUUAUUGUCAACCCAACUGCCUUACACAUAGAACAGUAUGUGUGCGUGUGUGUGUCCGUGUGUGCAUAGUGCUGCAUGUGCCGCAAUAGAAUUCCGCGACCAAAACGUCAACAAUAAAGAAACGCUAUCAUGGCGAAGAAACAAA
Anopheles stephensi (Asian malaria mosquito) is the source of this 3520-nucleotide messenger RNA. RefSeq names its product RNA exonuclease 1 homolog. The record is from RefSeq and is a predicted model, not a curated record. The transcript is spliced from 8 exons. Gene Ontology annotation, molecular function: exonuclease activity; nucleic acid binding. Bases 183 to 3191 code for a protein of 1002 amino acids. Gene Ontology annotation, cellular component: nucleus. NCBI's taxonomy places the organism in Eukaryota, Metazoa, Arthropoda, Insecta, Diptera, Culicidae.